CAGAAAAACAGGAAGUGAGCCCUACGGAGGCCGCGGCGGGUCAGAAAGGAUCGAAUUGCGGCGCGCGGCGCGCGGCAGGGAACCUAUUCGCGCAUCGCAGGGGGCGCGCCGGCUCUCGGGACCCGCGGGGGGCGGCAGCAUGGAGGACGACGCGCCGGUGAUCUACGGGCUGGAAUUCCAGGCACGUGCGCUGACCCCGCAGACGGCAGAGACGGACGCCAUCCGGUUUCUGGUCGGGACGCAGUCUCUGAAAUACGACAAUCAGAUCCACAUCAUAGAUUUUGACGACGAAAACAACAUCAUAAACAAAAAUGUCCUCCUCCACCAAGUGGGUGAAAUCUGGCACAUUAGUGCCAGCCCCGCGGACAAAGGCGUGCUGGCCACCUGCUACAACAAGAUCGCAGACAGCAGAGUGCUGACGUGCGCCGCGGUGUGGAGGAUGCCGGAGGAGUCGGAGCCGGGCAGCCACGAGUCCCCCGACGAGUCGUCGAGCACGGCGCACGCCCUGGAGCUGCUGUGUGACCUGGACAGCGUGGCGGCACACGGCAGCGUGGCCUGCGUCGUGUGGGAGCCCACGGGCGACGGGACGCGAGUCAUCUCCCUGGCGGACAACCACCUUCUGCUGUGGGACCUGCAGGCGAGCUCCAGCCGGGCCCUGGAGCCUGUCCCUAGGGCUGGGCUAGGUCACCUCUCAGGUGCUGACGACAUGGUGCAGGCAGCCCUUCCCAAGUCCCCCGAGUGUGGAAAUGACGCUGGACGAGACCCAGACCCUUCAGCUCACCUCCUCUCGCUCCGUCAUGCACAGAGCUCAGAGCUGGGUCAUCAGACACGUGGGCUGUUCCCGUGCACGUGGGUGUGGGGCCCCCAGGCCUCGCCGUGUCUCAGGAGGUGUCUCAGGACCUGCAGACUUGAGAAGGGAGGUCUGGAGCCUGUAAACUGGGGGACGGGAGGCCCGGGGCCUGUAGGCUGGGGGACGGGAGGUCCGGGGCCUGUAGGCUGGGGGACGGGAGGUCCGGGGCCUGUAGGCUGGGGGACGGGAGGUCCGGGGCCUGUAGGCUGGGGGACGGGCAGGGGGUGUCUCCUGGUGGAAGGCAUAGGGCGGUGGGUGCCGAGCUCGCUGCUGGUCUGGCAGGUGUGGGUGCAGCCCCUGAGAGGAGCCCCCCGGCAGGAGGAGCCCAGAGGCCAGUGGCGGAGUCGCACGCUUUAGGACCCAGGCUCCAGUCCUGCCGCGGCCGUGGCCCCGCUGCACACAGCUCCGGCCCAUCCUCGCAGAGCGCUCUGUGGUGGGCGAUUAGCCUGUCACUUAUUUUCUGCAGAGACCGAUUUAGUCCUCCGGCCCCUCUUUUGUCAGCGUCAGCACUCUGUCAGUCCCACUUUGUGACCCUGGGCCGUGGCGUUUAAUACUGAGCCCCUGAUCGAUCCGCGUCUCCACACCCAGCUCCUCCAUUUUUUUAUUGUUGGAGGAUCUUGCCCUGCGUGGCGAGUCUCAUCUCAGGCUGGCUGCAUCAUUACCCUUUGCAAUUAGACGGGAGGUUCCCUGCCAUUUAUAAUCAUUAGCGAGAGCCCAGGGGAGGCCUGGGGGCGGGUCCGCGGGGUCCCGGCCCGGCGAAGGCAGAGGGGUGCCCCCCAUUGUGAUCUGUGCUCGCUCAUCUCUGGGCUCCAGCAGCCUUCACUGGCUCUAGAGAUAAAUAGCUGCUUGCAGGGUGCAGCGAGCGGCAGAGCCCAAGGCACAAGGUGCCGCGAGCCUCGGCGCCCUCCCGGCCGCACAUCCACCUGGAGCUCCCGCAGAGGAACCCCGCUCGGCUAGGACCUGAGGCAGGAACGCCUUUUUAGAAAAGGAUUUUCAUUGAUUUCAGAGAGGAAGGGCAUGUGCCCUGACCGGGAAUCGAACUGUGACCUCCUGGUUCAUAGGUCAAAGCUGACCACUGAGCCACAGCACCUGCAGGAACGCCUCUCUGAGGGAGGAGAGUGGGUGCCAAGGGCACUAGUGCUUUUAGACGUUUCCCAGUUGAAACCAUACCCGCGGGGUGGGGGGCUGGGGUUCAGGAGCCCGUCACCUGCAGCUGACGCCGGCCCGGCCUGGCCAGGCGCUGUGCUGGGCGUGUGGCUGGAGGCUGGGCCGCCCUCAGCAGUGCCCAGGGCGUCUGCCUGGGGUGCUGAGUGCGAGCUGGGAGGGGAGCUUGGACAGGCCCACAGGAGGGGCCCGGCUCUGCUGGGCGGGCAGCCACUGAGCGGUCACAGAGUGAAGGAGUCGUCCUGACGUCCUGUCCAAACGUGUUGCCACUGCCCUAGAGAGGAGACGGGGUCUCCCUGUUUCUAGUCCGGUCCCCUGCACUGCCCCUAGCUCCUUGGGGUGUCGCAGGCCUGUCUGUCUCCCGUCUGGACGCUUGCCCUGCACUGAGCUAUGAGCCCCCGAUGACCACUAGGAGGGGCUGUGACCCGGGAGUCACAGGACACACACAGCCCUGGCGACAGCGUCAGCCUCCUUCGGCCUCUGUCCGAUCUGCGGCCGGCCCUGGGCCCCCCUCAGCGUGCUCCUCUGCGAGGCCUGUGCCCAAGGAUGGAGCGACAGGGCUGUGUGCGGGGGGACAGGGGGCAGAGACGCCGGCCACACGCUCUCCCUGCCUGCAGCAGUCUCUGAGUGGACAGGCCCUCAACCCUGAUGGGAAGAGGAUGUGGCCAGUGUGAUGGGUUUGGGCACAGAAUCCCGGGC
Messenger RNA from Myotis myotis, 2713 nucleotides. RefSeq names its product EARP complex and GARP complex interacting protein 1 (gene EIPR1). The transcript has 6 exons. Gene Ontology annotation, molecular function: protein binding. The coding region runs from base 140 to 1207 and encodes 355 amino acids. Gene Ontology annotation, biological process: protein ubiquitination. Lineage: Eukaryota; Metazoa; Chordata; Mammalia; Chiroptera; Vespertilionidae. The record is from RefSeq and is a predicted model, not a curated record.